CAUGGCUGGCUGAUGGGGGGGCCUCUGAGGUGCAUCCUCCCCUCCCCGCUGCUCCAGCGUGCCCGGCCGCCCCGCCCCCCUCCCAUCCAGCGCGUCGGAUCCCCAAGCGGCGCUCGGCUCGGUCAGCAGCAGCAGCACCCGCACACGCCAGCGCACAGCCCACCUGGCUGCACCGAGAACGCUCUUCUCCUUUGUGUUCCCUCCUCAUCAGGCGAGGAAGAAGAGGAGCAGAUCGCCCAGACAGACGUCACCAUGCCAGGUAGUGAGUAAAGGGGAGGUUCGGGUCCGUGAGGAGGUGGGGGAGCAACGCAGCAGGCUGUACUUGGACUGGCCUCUCCAUCCGGGUGAACACCUUUCCGGGCUCAAAGCGCGCACGAUGAUCGACGGCUGGCGGCCGCCGCCGCCGCGGCUACUGCGGCUGCUGCUGCUGGCUUUCCUCGCCAUUGUGGGAGUUGGCCUCGGGGCGGACACGGAGGAGCGGCUGGUGGAGCAUCUCCUAAACCCGGCGCAUUACAACAAGCUGAUCCGACCCGCCACCAAUGGCUCUGAGCUGGUUACUGUGCAGCUCAUGGUGUCGUUGGCCCAACUCAUCAGUGUGCAUGAAAGAGAGCAGGUGAUGACCACCAAUGUCUGGCUGACGCAGGAGUGGCAGGACUAUCGACUGACUUGGGUCCCCGAGGAGUUCGAUGGGAUGAUGAAGGUCAGGCUGCCCUCAAAACACAUCUGGCUGCCUGACGUGGUCCUCUACAACAAUGCGGAUGGGGUCUACGAGGUGUCCUUCUACUCUAAUGCCGUGGUGUCCUACGAUGGCAGCAUCUUCUGGUUGCCUCCAGCCAUCUACAAAUCAGCCUGUAAGAUCGAGGUGAAGCACUUCCCCUUUGACCAGCAGAACUGCACGCUGAGAUUUCGUUCCUGGACCUACGACCGCACAGAAAUAGAUCUGGUGCUUCGCGCUGACGUGGCCAGCAUGGACGACUUCACACCCAGCGGAGAGUGGGACAUCAUUGCCCUGCCGGGUCGACGGAACGAGAACCCAGCUGAUCCCACCUACGUGGACAUCACGUACGACUUCAUCAUCCGCAGGAAGCCGCUGUUUUAUACCAUCAACCUCAUCAUACCCUGCGUUCUCAUCACUUCCCUGGCCAUCCUGGUCUUCUACCUGCCGUCGGACUGCGGAGAGAAGAUGACGCUGUGCAUCUCCGUGCUGCUGGCCCUCACGGUGUUCCUGCUGCUGAUCUCCAAGAUCGUUCCGCCCACUUCGCUGGACGUCCCUCUGGUGGGGAAGUACCUGAUGUUCACCAUGGUUCUGGUUACCUUUUCCAUAGUCACCAGUGUCUGCGUGCUCAAUGUGCACCACCGCUCACCCACCACACACACCAUGCCUCCCUGGGUUAAACUGGUGUUCCUCAACAAGCUUCCCGCGCUGCUCUUCAUGCGGCAGCCAAGGAACAGCAGCGAGCGCCAGCGGCUACGCCAGAGAAGGAGAGCACAGGAGCAGAAGGAGGGCGGGCGCAGCGGGGAGCCGGCGGCCCUGAUGGUCGGCCUCGGGCUUGGCGGCGGCGGCGGCGGGAACGGAGGGGGGACCUCCUCGUCUGUUUUUGGGAAGGACGACGGGGACCCUUGCACGUGCUACGUGAACCGGGCGUCUGUUAAACAGUUCGGAGGCGAACUGGUGGGAGCUGGAGGCGGAUCGAUGGACGGUUUAAACAGAGCGAGGGAGGGCCGGGAGGGCGGCGCUGGGAACCUGCUGAGGGGUAAGCAGGUGGCUGGAGGUCCUGCUUUGACUCAGGCUUUGCUGGCUCAAGCCUGUCCAGGAUUUGACGAGGCAGUGGAAGGAGUGCGCUUCAUCGCCAACCACAUGAAGAGCGAAGACGACGAUCAGAGUGUGAGCGAGGACUGGAAGUACGUAGCUAUGGUGAUCGACCGACUCUUCCUCUGGAUCUUUGUGUUUGUUUGCGUGUUCGGCACAGUGGGCAUGUUCCUGCAGCCCCUCUACCAGAAUUACACAGUGAAGACCAUCAACACACCGGGCUGAUUGUCGCCCCGACUGGAAACACACCAACAGACAACUCCCUGACCAAUCAGCACAGACAAAUGCCGAAGGUGUGUGUGUGUGUGUGUAUGUGUGUGUGUGUGUGUGUGUGUGUGUGUGUGUGUGUGUGUGUGUGUGUGUGUGUGUGUGUGUGUGUGUGUGUGUGUGUGUGUGUACAUGUACUAUGGGACGGUUGGAGAUCUUAUUGAAAUCAUGUCUAUGGAACUGGAAUCAAAACUGGUACUGAACAGCCAUCCCGUCCAUUAACUUUAUAAUAACUUUUUUGCAACAAACAACAGUUUUUCUUGUAUAACGAUGAAGGAAAAUACAGUGAAACCCUUUUCCUGUAUUUUUUUCGUUUUUCGCUGUUGUUGCUGUUGGAGAAUUAAAACAGACUGACCUCCCCUCUCUGGUGUAAAGAACCUCCCUUGCUUCCAUCCUCAGCCUCUCAGGGAGUGAGGACGCUUGGAUUUUUCUCCUUGUUGCAUCCAGCCAAACUACACUGACUGCUUAACAAGCAGCACAACAACAGAAACGACUUGAUAUUAAGCAUCAGAGAGGGAAGGAAGGGUCCUAUUGAGCUUCUUGUAAUUUUUUUUCUCUCCAAGAAAUCCACCAUGUCAGUGAACUGAUCCAAUAUAUGUUAUCAUAGCGUAGCAGCUUGCCACAAGCAAUAUAGCAUUGAGUAAAUAUUAAUAUUUCUAUAUAUCAGUUCAUGCAAAGGUUUCUUGCUGAUAGAGAGGCUUCGGUGUGUUGUAUGAUUGUAUAGAUAUAAAAGGAAUGUGAUUUAAACUGUACUGCACAGCCUGCGACCUGCACACUAACGCAAUACGUGUAAGAGCUACAGAUUAAAGGGGAAAUAUAAAAAGCAGGGGUUAUGCUGAAGGAAAACAA
Molecule: messenger RNA, 2926 nt
Organism: Fundulus heteroclitus (mummichog)
Lineage: Eukaryota; Metazoa; Chordata; Actinopteri; Cyprinodontiformes; Fundulidae
Gene: chrnb2
Product: cholinergic receptor, nicotinic, beta 2
Exons: 6
Coding region: 377-2035 (552 amino acids)
Biological process (GO): monoatomic ion transmembrane transport; chemical synaptic transmission; regulation of membrane potential
Cellular component (GO): synapse; neuron projection; postsynaptic membrane
Molecular function (GO): acetylcholine-gated monoatomic cation-selective channel activity; transmembrane signaling receptor activity
Source: RefSeq, a predicted model, not a curated record